AUGUACUUGUCGGCUGAGAAAACAAAAGUCGCCCUCUCCUCAACCUCCCGAGUCCCGCCGUGGAGCCCAAUGCAACGCUCACAGACGCUGCUCAUUUCACCUCAUAUCCCCAACAUGCACAGAAAGACUGAUACAGGCACUGCAACCGGUCUACCCAAUCCACCACAGCCCCGGCUGUUUCCGUCGUGGUACCUGGUCCUUGACAAGUCCACAUUCCUAUUGGUGACAACUCUCACACGCGCUGUCUCUCCCGCCAAGCGCAAAGAAGAAAAGCUUCUUGUCCUACUCGGUAUUAUUAUCUUGUUCAAUCUCUUUGUUCAAUCGGCAAUGUUCCUUGUUGUACGGAGCACCACCACACUCUAUUCAUCCAUUCUUCCAAUUACUGAUGAUAAUCCUGAUAUUAUUAUUAACUUGCUCUGCGUCGCUAGCGUGGCUCCUCACACCGCCCGCCUUGCGUUCCAGGAUCAGCAAGCCCGGUUUCACGGGGCUCUGGCCAGUGUAUGCAUCGCCCGUCAAUGCACUACCGCACACCUCAGACGCUUCUCAUACGCCAUUGUCGACCCUACAUUCAACUUCACCCGAUGA
Messenger RNA from Cordyceps militaris CM01, 585 nucleotides. RefSeq lists its product as uncharacterized. The record is from RefSeq and is a predicted model, not a curated record. Lineage: Eukaryota; Fungi; Ascomycota; Sordariomycetes; Hypocreales; Cordycipitaceae. The transcript is spliced from 5 exons. The coding region runs from base 1 to 585 and encodes 194 amino acids.